This is a messenger RNA of Anolis sagrei ordinatus, 3296 nucleotides long. RefSeq names its product FKBP prolyl isomerase 4 (gene FKBP4). The record is from RefSeq and is a predicted model, not a curated record. NCBI's taxonomy places the organism in Eukaryota, Metazoa, Chordata, Lepidosauria, Squamata, Anolidae. Gene Ontology annotation, molecular function: protein binding; peptidyl-prolyl cis-trans isomerase activity.
CACCCAGCGGCGGAAACGGGCCCGCUUCGUCGACUGCGGAGGGGCCGCGCGCCAGGCAGGCAGGCAGGCAAGUAGUCAGGCUCGGCGCUGAGGAGCGAGUAGCCAGGCCUCGCCUCCGGACCCUCUGCCUCGAGGAAGAAGGGAAAGAAGGAGAGAGGGAGACCCGAAGGGACUGCGUUGCCGCCAUCAUGACCGCCGAGGAAGGCAAGGCCGAGGAGAUGAGCGCCGCGCCGGAGGGAGAGGCGGGCACCGACAUCACCCCCAAGAGCGACGGGGGCGUCCUCAAGGUUAUCAAGAAAGAGGGUACAGGAACAGAAACUCCCAUGAUAGGUGACAAAGUGACUGUCCACUAUACAGGAUGGCUUUUAGAUGGCACAAAGUUUGAUUCAAGCCGUGACAGAAAAGACAAGUUCUCAUUUGACUUUGGCAAAGGUGAAGUUAUCAAAGCUUGGGAUAUUGCUGUAGGAACGAUGAAAAUUGGAGAACUUUGUCAAAUUACUUGCAAACCAGAAUAUGCCUAUGGCUCUGCUGGCAGCCCUCCUAAGAUUCCUCCCAACGCAACACUGAUUUUUGAGAUAGAGUUGUUUGAGUUCAAGGGAAAGGACCUUACAGACGAUGAAGAUGGUGGAAUAAUUCGACGAAUCCGUAAAAAAGGAGAAGGCUACUCCAAACCCAAUGAAGGAGCCUUAGUAGAGAUUGAGGUCGAAGGUUGGCAUGGAGACAGAGUUUUUGACAAGCGUGAGCUGCGGUAUGAAGUAGGAGAGGGAGAAAAUUAUGACCUUCCUCCUGGGCUGGACAAAGCACUGCAAAAAAUGGAGAAGUUGGAGGAGUGUGUAAUAUAUCUCAAACCCAGCUAUGGUUUUGGCAGUGCUGGGAAACAAAAGUUUCAGAUCCCUCCAGAUGCAGAGCUGCAAUAUGAAAUCAAACUCAAAAGUUUUGAAAAGGCGAAGGAGUCAUGGGAGAUGAAUACUGACGAGAAGUUGGAACAAGGUUCCAUUGCAAAAGAAAAGGGUACCCAAUAUUUCAAAGAGGGGAAGUACAAACGAGCAACAUUACAAUAUAAGAAGAUUGUAUCGUGGCUGGAGCAUGAAACUGGACUCUCUGAUGAGGAAGAGUUGAAAGCCAAGAGCCUCAGGCUGGCAGCACAUCUUAACUUGGCCAUGUGCCAUCUGAAGUUAAAGGAAUAUACCCAUGUCUUAGAAAACUGCAACAAGGCUCUCGAGCUGGACAACAGCAAUGAGAAAGGUCUUUUCCGGCGUGGUGAAGCCCAUCUGGCUGUUAAUGACUUUGAGUUGGCGAGAGAAGAUUUCCAGAAGGUGCUACAGCUCUACCCAAGUAACAAAGCGGCCAAAGCACAGCUAAUGAUCUGUCAUCAAAAGAUCCGUGAACAGCAUGAGAGAGAGAAAAAGAUGUAUGCCAAUAUGUUCCAGAGGUUGGCAGACAAGGAGACAAAGCUGGAAGCUGAUACAGUCCGCAAAGAAGAGACAGAAAUGAAAGAUGACAAACAGAAUGGAGUUGAAGAAAAAACAGAAGUUGAUGUAGAAGCUUGAAGCUGUCAUGCUGAUCUGUUUUGUAAAAUUGAAGAAUUUCCAGUGAACUAGACCUUUAUUUUUCUAUCUGAUUGAAAUAAGGGACAGAGGCUGGGGUUAUGGUGCUGCUUUGUGUCUGUCUAUGUAGGAAACAUUGGUGGCUGAACAGACCUGAGUAAUCUUAGGGACUUUAUUUAUUCAAUCAUGAGUUCUGACUCUGUUAUUGAUCUUGGGAGUUCCAUCAAGAUUCCUUUUUAAUUCCUUUUUCUUCUCUGACUGGCAUCCCUCUCGGGUUCCUGCACAAUCUAGUCCCAAUUUCCAUUCUGUUUACUCUUGAAUAAAAGUCAAAGAAUCAGCUUAGCUAAAAAAAAAAGUCACUGUAUGAAAGACUUAACUAGUGUGUCCUUUCUCCUAUUACAGCCUGGUCAUGUCUUCUUUCCUCUGUCAAUGCAGGCAUGCUCCUUCCAUGGAGAUAUUGUUGUCAUCUUUCUUGUAAUGCCUCUUCUUUUGCAUAUUACUGAAGAUGAAGACUGCAGUCCAAAGCUUGAGCAAUAAAGCACCAAAAAAAUUGAGUCUGUGCCAUGUUUAGCAAAUGAGUAUUUCCUUGUCAGCAUCUUACCACUUGCUAGCUCACAAAGAGAACUUCGUAUAGCACUUGCCACUGUGAAUCCAUAAGUACUUGUCCAAAGGGAUUAUACAGGCUUAAGACAGAGACACAGCUGUCCUAUGAUUCCACCUUAUGCUGUGUAAGAAAGGUGUAAUUUGCUGGGAAUUUUACUCAUUUUGAAAGGGACGUAAAAUCACUUGGAAGCAGAAAUAGUUUAGCACAGAAGGAAAUCCAUUAGUAUAUAUAAAAAAUAGUGUAUAUAUCAAUCAAAUAAAAUUGUACUGACAACACCUUGUAUUGCCCUUAAAGAAGCCAGGGUGCAUUCUGCUACAACAGACCGCAUCCGUGAAGUUACUCUUUCUCAGGCAAUCUAGACAUAACUUAGCAAACAAGCAUGCGGGCAUGCUGCAGUGCUACCAUGACCUCGCCAGUUCAAAUUAGUGUGAUAUGCAUAAGAAUAGGAUAGUAGCCGACAUGCUUCAGAGCCUUGGGAGAGGUUGACUGCAAGCAUGUCUGUCAAGCAAACGAGCUACUCGUUGAUACAAAAUACACUUAAAUGCAGGAAAAUAGUCACACAUGCCUACUAAAACCUUCACCCAGCUCCAUCGGUUCCUUGCAUACAUGCACAGAGAACCCACAUGCUUCCAAAAGUCGAGGUCAAGGAUCUGCAGAAAUUUCUUUCCUCUCAGCAGGGAUGUGGAAGGGUGACAUGGAAAAGCAAAAACAAAAAAUUAAAUUGCAUGUUGACAAGAGCAUUUACUACAAUGCAGGGAACAGAAGAUUAACUUCCAUAUGUAUUUAUGGAUAUUUAUGGACAUAUGAUGUACCUAUCAUAUGUCUCACUUGCAACAAGCAUGCCAAAGUCCAAACAAGAAAUUGGGAGCAGGCAGCACACUUCUUCCAAGGAACAUUUGCCUCUUCCUCCAACAGAUCACAUUAAAUAAUUAAGAAAAGUGCUAUUAUCUGGGGGCUAUCCGUUGAUUGUGUUCCUAAUGCCUGCAAUUUGAGGUUUACUUACCAGGAGGUGAUAAUUGUUGAAAUAUAAACCAUUCGAUCUGCACUCUGUAGACAAUGGGAAAAGAUGUGGAAAACGGAAAGGGUAAAUUGCAUGGGAUUGCUGGAAGCUGCAGAAUAAAGUGAGUUUGUGCUCUCUGGGUUAA